AUGGCUAAAAGAGAUGAUUUGGUUGAAAUUAGUGCUCUUCCGGAAGAAGUAACUGGUUUCAAACAGGCCAAGACCAUCUUCCUCAUCCAAAUGUUGAAACCCAUCGCAAUGCUAAUCAUGCUGUUCAACCUGAAUUUUGCUUGUUUACCCAAGGGUUCGGUAGAGCCCAGACCGGAGCCAGCAGCCGAGCCAACUGCGCCGGUUCCUGAAUUUGAUUCAGCGGGUGAUGCUUCGUCCAAGGAGACCCCCCUGAAAAGGACCAAAAGGUCCGGACAUGCACCAACUGCCGAGGUCGAACAGAGGGAUGAGCCGGUUCCCGAAACCGAGGCUCCACUGGAUACCGGUUCACUUCCCGCUGGGGACCCAGCUUCAACAUCCGAGGCACCUGCCCCUACCGAGGCUGCUGGUGUUGUUCCGGCAUCCGAAGCACCUGCUCCUGCCGAGACUACUGGUGCUGUUCCGGCUUCCCCCACUCCAGCUUCGAGGUCGGAUAACUUUGAUGAUAUGUUCUCGGAUACUCCUCCUACUAUCGGGGAAGCUUUCGCUUUUGGAAAUCUCCCUAUCCCUCGAGUCACGAGGGCAGCUAGCCGGUCCACCGAUACCGGUGCAAGAGAUAGCCUUAGCGUGGUGCUCGUUAAUGAGGCCUUCAUCCAUGCCCAGCAAGAGGUUGACGACCUUAAAGGCCAGCUGGACGCCCAGGGUUGGAAAACGGAGAAGUUCCAGCAUCUUUUGCAAGUGAAUGAGGAUGAGUUGAACCGAGCAACUGCCCUUUCCAAUCUUCGACCCAAGCUCGAAGCGGCGAAGGCCGAAAACCUUUGGUUAAAGGAUGAGCUGGCCGGGAUGGUCGAAAAGAACCAGCUCCUUGAAGCGAACAAGGUCGGCCUUAGCCAAGAUAAUGCUCGUUUCUCCUCAAAGGUUGGUGAACUCGAGGGUACUAUAUCUCGACUUCGGGAAGAGCUUGACUCGGCCAAGAUUGACGCUGUGAACAUGGCCGAGAGGCAUCAAUUGCUUGAGUCCGAGAAUGCUGAGUACAAGGACAAGUUGAGGGUAUUCAUGCAGAAAGCUGAGGAUAGGGCCCAAAUAUGCGACGAGCUCAAGACCAAGUUCGAGGAGACAGCUGAGGCCAAUGACAUCCUGAAGGCCGAGCUCGAGUCGGAUACUCAAGUUCAAAGAAUCCUCUAUGUCGAGAGAUCCGAAUUGGUUGACAAAUUGGCCCAAGCUGAGGCCGACCUGGCGAAACUCCUUAAGAAUGUGGAAGCUACCGAGGCUCAUACCACAAUUGCAGUGGAGUAUGAGCGGUGGAAGUCCUGGAGGGCCACCCUCGAGCAAGCUCAACAAGGUUUUAGGGACCUUCCGACCUUGAUACUUGAAGCCAAAAAGACCGAGGAGGAAGCCAAAAGAUCCCUUGAUACCGAUUCCGAGGAUUCCGAGCAGACAGUAUCCGAGCGUUCUGGUUCUAGCUGCACCGGAUAG
Messenger RNA from Lycium barbarum (goji berry), 1473 nucleotides. RefSeq lists its product as uncharacterized. The record is from RefSeq and is a predicted model, not a curated record. Lineage: Eukaryota; Viridiplantae; Streptophyta; Magnoliopsida; Solanales; Solanaceae. Bases 1 to 1473 code for a protein of 490 amino acids. The transcript is spliced from 5 exons.